UUUCUUUAGAUCUAGCAUCUUAUCUGUGGAGUACACGUACUCUUGAUACGAUCUAUUUGUGUUGUUUUUAGAUGGCUCUGUCAUCGUCUGUAUUUUUUCCUAUUCUUCAUAUGCCAUGAUGUCUGGCAACCUGAGUGUCGCCCAUUUUGGCGGCUAUUUCCAUCGCCGGCCGAGAGUGGUGGGAGCCUUGUUUAUUGCUACUGCAUUUGCACUUUAUUACUUUUUCAUCAUAAACGGCGCCGGCGAUGCUAUUUUGGAAGCAAUUUACGACCCAGACACGACUAAUGUAUCCCUCAAUUCUAUUCUGAGAACAUCGAACAAGUAUCGCAGGCACCCCAUCGAGCCUCCCUUCAAAGACAAGUUUUGGGAGGUUGGUCAACGAUCGAGGAAUUUGAGUCAAUGGAUUACCAUCCUUGAUAGUCGAUGGGGAUCUGAGCUUCCAGAGGAAGAUAGACACAUGCUCGUCAACGCCAUUGACGAGACUGCCAUCUCUCUCUUUCCCUUUCUCCAGCCGCCGGACACUAAGCAAGACAGCACAGCGCCCCUUGGCGACUUACGGAGCUCCUUCACCAAAGGGUCAAAGGGAAUUGUAAUCUCUGCUGGGGGGAGUGAUUCAUCAGCAAGAUUUGCGGGACACUUGAUUGCUUCUCUCAGAGAUGUUCUCGGUUGUACUCUGCCUAUCCAAGUCGCCUAUGCCGGGGAGAACGACCUGCCAAAACACCGUCGCGACGCCCUCUCAUCGCUCGAUAAAACACACAGCACAGAGUUCCUGGAUGUAUGGACUGUUUUUGAUGAUUCCACUCUGCAGUUGCGAAGAGGGGGUUGGGCCAUCAAGUCAUUUGCAGCUCUAGCAUCCAGAUUCGAAGAAGUCAUCGUACUCGACGCGGAUGCCGUAUUUUUACAGUCGCCCGAUGCCCUGUUUGAACAGCAUGCCUACAUCAACAAUGGAGCCUACUUAUUUCACGACCGGCUGCUGUGGCAACAUGGGUUCCAAGACAGACACAAGUGGUGGAAAGACCAAAUCAAGGAGCCGUCGCCGGCGAUGAACAAAUCCCUAGUCUGGACCGAAGAUUACGCAGAGGAAUGCGACUCAGGAGUCGUCGUUCUCGACAAGUCCCGGCCCGAGGUUUUGGUUGGUCUGCUUCACAUAGCCUGGCAAAACACCUAUGCUGUUCGAGAUGAAGUGUCAUACAAGAUCACUUAUGGAGACAAGGAGACUUGGUGGCUUGGACUGGAACUUGCCGGAUCCAAGUAUGAAUUUGAGAAGCACUACGGAUCGAUUCUUGGAUGGGGAAAAGAGGACAACAAAGAGAACAAUACCGUGUGCAGCUUCGUUAUUGCGCAUGUGGACGAGAAGGACAAGCUGCUCUGGUAUAACGGCAGCCUACUCAAGAACAAGCUGGCAGAUCCGCAUGGCUAUGAAGUUCCGAUAUACUGGAUGAUGGAUGGCAAAUGGAAAAAAGGCGGGAAAAAGGACAUGAGCUGCAUGGUGGAUGAAAGAGUUAGGUGGCUGAGUGGUGAGGAGGUGUCGGUAUUACAACGCAGCAUUGAAGCGGCUAUUCAAGUCGAUGAGCUUUUAGGGCUGGGUGGGCCGAAUUAAGGGCAUAGUAUUAGAUUGGGAAAGGGUAUUGUUAUCAUCAUCAACGGCGGGAUUAGGGAAAAUAUGUAUGGAUAUGUACGGAUUUGGCAUAAUUGGCUCUGAUAUAGCUAGCAUUGUGUAUUCUUGUUGGGUCUUUUCAUAUAAAAUACCACCGACG
Molecule: messenger RNA, 1757 nt
Organism: Trichoderma asperellum CBS 433.97
Lineage: Eukaryota; Fungi; Ascomycota; Sordariomycetes; Hypocreales; Hypocreaceae
Biological process (GO): protein O-linked glycosylation
Cellular component (GO): Golgi apparatus
Molecular function (GO): alpha-1,3-mannosyltransferase activity
Source: RefSeq, a predicted model, not a curated record